CAAGACCUUAAGUAUGGGGUUGUUGCCGCCAGAAUUAUGGUGGUCUGAUGUCCAGAUUCUUCGCUUCUUCAAAACUCCAAACACCCCUGGACUCGUUAGCCGGGUCUCACGAUUUCAACCUUAUACGCGCCACCGCGAGGCUGGGAGGCACCAAUUUCGAAAGCACAGAUAUAAGCUUCUUGUCGACAAGACAUUGAACAUCCCGUCCCGCCGUGUAGCGUGAUUCAUUUGUUGUCGCGUUAUAGAAAGCCACCAUCACAUCGUCAGGGCAUCGUCGUCCAUCACCGACCCCAAGACUCGCGAACAUCGUCAACGACAGCUCGCCCAAUAUGCCGAUGCACCAGGGCUUCCUCCCGCGCGAGGGUCUUACCGCCGACCCUAUCUUUCGCCUCAUCGCCCGUACCGCCUUAAACCCGGCCCUGAUGCUGCCGCUUCUGCUCCUCGCCCGUUACACCAAGAAGGGAGGCGACCUCGCCAUCCUGCAUCCGACGGCCUUUGCGCGCAUCAAGUUUCUGGCAUACUGCGCCCUCACGCGAUGGGCGAGCAGUUGGCUUUCGCGGCGUACGCUGAACAACUGGGUUACCGACCGAUAUGACUGGCGCAGGGAGAUUGUUCUGGUGACGGGCGGUGCCGGUGGAAUUGGAGGCCAUGUUGUCCAGUUGCUGGCUGAGCGAGGUAUUACUGUCGUGGUGUUGGAUAUCCAAGACCUGACCUUCGCAUCUGGCUCCAACGUGCACUACUUCAAGUGUGACAUCACCUCAACCGAGAAGCUUGCCGCCGUAUCCAAUGAGAUUCGAGCCAAAGUCGGCCAUCCGACAGUGCUCAUCAACAAUGCCGGCGUGGCGCGCGGCAAGACCGUCUUUGACUCGACGGAGCGUGAUAUCCGCUUCACCUUUGACGUCAACACGCUCUCGCACUACUGGACAGCCAAAGAGUUCCUUCCGAACAUGGCCAAGAACAACCACGGCAUGAUCGUGACGGUUGCGUCGUUUGCGAGCUACUUAUGCGUUCCCAAUAUGGUCGACUACGGCUCCUCAAAGGCCGCCGCAAUGGCGUUCCAUGAAGGCAUCACGGCUGAGCUCAAUACCCGCUACAACGCGCCGCGGGUGCGCACCGUGCUCGUCAAUCAGGGCUACACCAAGACGCCGCUCUUCACAGGGUACCAACAGGGCGUCGAAUUUAUUCUCCCGGCGCUCGAGCCCCAGACGGUCGCGGACGCCAUUGUGAAGCAGGUCCUCGCUGGUGAGAGCGGGCAGAUCGUCCUGCCGGCCUACGGCAAUAUGCUUACAGCACUGAGGGCGUUCCCGCACUGGUACCAGCACAAGCUGCGUGGCGAGUCGAAGAAGUUGAUGGCGAACUUCUCGGGGAGGCAGGUCGUGAAGGACGUCGAGGGGUUCUAUCAAAAAAAAGGGAAGGGCGUUGAGGGUGAGCAGGAGAGGCCGGAAGAAAGCACUGUGCUUGUGGCAGAGCCCGUUCCUGGCCGGAGUGGUAUCGAGUGAGGGAAGGUUGAAAAGAGGAUGAGAUAUAAUUCGUGUGAGACUAGACCGAUGAGGCUACGCUCUUACUCGGCCUGUCAACAUUGAUUGGCAUAGUAUGUCUAUAUGAUGUAACUCAGGCAUCUCGAAUAGCCGAGGAUUUAAUAAUUAAAUACCAAAGUGUCGAGGUCACUCAGGCUACG
This is a messenger RNA of Colletotrichum destructivum, 1678 nucleotides long. RefSeq names its product Putative short-chain dehydrogenase/reductase SDR, NAD(P)-binding domain superfamily. Gene Ontology annotation, molecular function: oxidoreductase activity, acting on the CH-OH group of donors, NAD or NADP as acceptor. The transcript is spliced from 3 exons. The record is from RefSeq and is a predicted model, not a curated record. Bases 330 to 1499 code for a protein of 389 amino acids. NCBI's taxonomy places the organism in Eukaryota, Fungi, Ascomycota, Sordariomycetes, Glomerellales, Glomerellaceae.